AAAGUCUCAAUCCCUCCAGUUUUCCAGACACCAAGGAUGGGGGCUGUAGUGCAGCGUCCAGCUCUCCUGCUGCUCUCAAUACUCCUGCCUCUGAUGAAGACCAAGACCCAUAGUGGCGCUGGGUCACACUCGCUGCGGUAUUUCGUAACCACGACAGCGUCUCCAACUGGUCUCCAAGAUCUCAAAGUCUUCGUUGUUGGUUAUGUGGACGACACUCAAAUCCUGCGCUUCGAAAGUGACAUGGCCACUAAGAUGGAACCGCUCGUGCCAUGGGCGAAGCAGAUGGGGAGGGAUUAUUGGGAAUGGGAGAGAAUAGGUCUGGAGAGUUAUUCACACAAAGCCCGAGAAAACGUGCGAUUUGCACUCAGGAUCUAUAACCAGAGCAAUGACGGCUCUCAUACCUUCCAGUGUUUCAUUGGUUGCGACGUGGGUCCAGACCGACUCUUCCUCCGUGGGCACUAUAGACAUGCCUUUGAUGGCCGUGAUUACAUCAGCCUGAACGAGGACCUGAGAACUUGGACUGUGGCAGACAGGACGGCUCAGAUGGCCCAGCGAAGGUGGGAGGAAAAAAAGGUAGCACAGGACUGGAGGCUCAUCUUGGAGGGCCAGUGCGUUGCUUGGCUACUCAGACACCUGGAGAUAGGGAAGGAGACUCUGCAGCGCUCAGACCCUCCAAAGACACAUGUAACUCAUCACCCCAGACCUGAAGGUGAUGUCACCUUGAGAUGCUGGGCCAUCAGAUUCUACCCAGCUGAGAUCACCUUGACCUGGAAGAGGGAUGGGGAAGACCAGACCCAGGACAUGGAGCUGGUGAACACCAGGCCUGCAGGUGAUGGAACCUUCCAGAAGUGGGCAGCUGUGGUAGUACCUUCUGGAGAGGAGCAGAGAUACACAUGCCAUGUGCAGCAUCAGGGGCUGCCUGAGCCCCUCACCCUGAGAUGGGAGCCACCACCUCCUUGGCCCACAAUUGGAAUGACUGUUGGUGUGGUUCUCCUUGGAGUUGUGGUCACUGGAGCUGUGGCUGCCAUUGUGAUGAUGAGGAAGAAAAGUGCAGCAUCUCACACUGUAUCCCAGGCUGGCUUGGGAAUCACUAUGUAGCUCUGAUGGUUAAUCUUCAUUGCCAACUUGAGUGGAUUAGAAUCUCCUUGGAGAUUCAAUUCUGGUCAUAUCUGUAAGAGUGUUUCCAUAGAUUAAUUAAGGAUGGAAGGCCCACCCUGGGGCCCAAGGAUAAAAUGAAGAACAGAAAAAAGCCAGAUGUGAGGAUGCCUCCACACUGCUUCCUGAUCUACUAAAGUUGGAGGAAUCCCAGCCACAUGCCCCUGCUGCAAUUUAUUCCAUCAUACCUUAUGCUGAGAUUGACUGAACCUUCUGAAAUCAUGAAUCAGAAUCAAUCUUUCUUCCUUUAAGUUGCUUCUGUUGGAUAUUUUGUCACACAAUUUAAAAAAAGUUAAUAAUAAAAAUCCAUAUGGCAUUGAAAUAACUGCAAUCCUCUUUCCCCAGCCUGGAGUGUUAGAAUUACAUAUAGGUGCUAUGGGAUGGUCUGUAUGUCAAAUUGCUCUGAUUGGUCAAUAAAUAAAACACUGAUUGGCCAGUGGCUAGG
Molecule: messenger RNA, 1600 nt
Organism: Peromyscus leucopus (white-footed mouse)
Lineage: Eukaryota; Metazoa; Chordata; Mammalia; Rodentia; Cricetidae
Product: putative HLA class I histocompatibility antigen, alpha chain H
Exons: 6
Coding region: 37-1098 (353 amino acids)
Biological process (GO): antigen processing and presentation of endogenous peptide antigen via MHC class I via ER pathway, TAP-independent; antigen processing and presentation of endogenous peptide antigen via MHC class Ib; immune response
Cellular component (GO): external side of plasma membrane
Molecular function (GO): peptide antigen binding; signaling receptor binding
Source: RefSeq, a predicted model, not a curated record